Molecule: messenger RNA, 1054 nt
Organism: Anolis carolinensis (green anole)
Lineage: Eukaryota; Metazoa; Chordata; Lepidosauria; Squamata; Anolidae
Exons: 4
Coding region: 235-927 (230 amino acids)
Source: RefSeq, a predicted model, not a curated record
AAGCAAACUGCCUCUCUGAGGCCAUGCAUGAAUCUUUGCGCUAUUCACAGGGUGUGCUGCUUGACAGAAGGCCAGGGGUGGGACCUAUCAGAUGUUACUGAACUACAAUCCCGACCUUCCCUGAGCCCUGGCCAUGCUAGCUGAGGUUGGUGAAUGGUGGAGUUGGAGGAGAACAGACUUCCCAUCACUAAGAUCAAUUCUCAUAUUCACAUGGCAUAAUUCAAACAAAAUUAGAUGCAGAAGAUGGAAAACGAGAACAACACAGAAACUCAAGUAAUUCAGCAUGGAAGUGACUAUACAGAAAAAAAGUAUUGCUACUUACUGAGAACAAAAAAUGGGAUUUGUCCAUGGAAAGAAACAGUGGAGGUUAAAAACAAGCUAGAAGCAAAUGAGGUUGACCAACAACCUUUUAAUGAGGAAAAUGAAAUUUCACCACCAUUAGCUAGUCAAGAAACUACUCAAUCUCUGUCACCAUCAAGAGAAGAUAGUGCUGAGGAAUUCAAAACUGAGCUGACCUUUUUUAACGAUUUGGUGUUCACAAAUGACCCAGUGUCCCAUAUUGAAUACUUACCUUAUUACAGAACCUACACAAACCUUGUAGAAAUCUCUUCUUGUAGAAAUCCAGAUGAACAGCAGGAGAAUGCAGAUAAAGAUGGACUUCAAAGCAAUGGCUGUGCCUCAAAGCUUCAAUAUGAAGAUGAACCCCUUCAUGACUUAGAUAAUUUUACUACUGGAUAUUUCCCAUAUUAUAGAACUUGUGAGGAGUUUUUCAGCAACUCAGAUCUUCCCAGUAACAUAUAUAAUACAGCAGAGAUUGAGGAGGUUGGAGGAAAUAGUGCAGAUCAAACAGACAGUGAAACUGACUAUGAAAUUGGAGGUCUAUAUGAAGAUAUAGUAUGUUACAAGCAAAGUAGUCAAUCUUCUUAAUUUGGAACUACUGAAUGUGGUACAAACUUUAUACAAAGCUUUAUGAAUGAUGAAAAUUCUUCAGGCCUAACUAAAUUGCACAUAUGCAAAAAUAUCAAGAGAAAGUAAAGACAUUAUGGAAAGGGAA